Molecule: messenger RNA, 3834 nt
Organism: Salvelinus fontinalis (brook trout)
Lineage: Eukaryota; Metazoa; Chordata; Actinopteri; Salmoniformes; Salmonidae
Product: adhesion G protein-coupled receptor E5-like
Exons: 20
Coding region: 326-3043 (905 amino acids)
Biological process (GO): adenylate cyclase-activating G protein-coupled receptor signaling pathway; cell surface receptor signaling pathway
Cellular component (GO): membrane
Molecular function (GO): calcium ion binding; G protein-coupled receptor activity
Source: RefSeq, a predicted model, not a curated record
AAGGGGCGGGCGUUUACAGGCUGAGACUGAACUUCAGAAGGAGAAAGAGGGAGCGGACAGAGGAGAGCAGAAUAGUUGUUUUUCUAAGCCCACGCGGCUCACACAGAGACGUGUCUCACGAAAAGAGAGGGAAUAUUUUUUUUUGUUUUCUUCUGUUCAUUUUCUCAAACUGGAUCAUACAGAAUUAAAACCUUGUUAAACUGGGAUUUUCUUCAAUCUGAAUUCAACUGUAAAUCAGAUUUAAUCUCAGACUGAUUCUUCUUGUGGGACUAGUUUUAUUAGGAUCAUACUAGUUGUCUGGAUAUAAUACCAGUCUGCCUUUGAGAUGGGGUCCAGAACUCUGCUACUUAUUCUGGGUCUUCAUUUCACUCUACUGGGGAACCUAGAGGUCAGAGGUUGCCCCAGGGGCUUAACAGCCAAAGGGGGACAACGAUGUGAUGAUAUAGAUGAGUGUAAUGAGUGGGACAGUGCCCCACCCUGUGGAAGUAAUGCCACGUGUUACAACACAUUUGGAAGCUUCUACUGUCACUGUCUACCUGGGUUUGUAUCCACAACGACUUUCAAGUUUACUCCUCUCACUGGGGAGUGUAAAGACCUCAAUGAGUGCCUGGAGAAACCACAGGUUUGUGGCAGCAACACCAUUUGCCUCAACACCAUCGGGGGCUACAUCUGCCAGUGCCAACCUGGUUUCAGAUCUAACUUAACCAACGUCACUAGACACUGUGAGGAUGAGGAUGAGUGUGUGUGGGUUCCCCCGGUGUGCGGCGCUCAGGGCAUGUGCACAAACACACCUGGCCGAUACACCUGCACCUGUCCGUCAGGGCUCAGUAACCACGGCAACAACACUGCCCCCUGCACAGACCUCAAUGAGUGCCUGGAGAAACCACAGGUUUGUGGCAGCAACACCAUUUGCCUCAACACCAUCGGGGGCUACAUCUGCCAGUGCCAACCUGGGUUCAGAUCUAACUUAACCAACGUCACUAGACACUGUGAGGAUGAGGAUGAGUGUGUGUGGGUUCCCCCGGUGUGCGGCGCUCAGGGCAUGUGCACAAACACACCUGGCCGAUACACCUGCACCUGUCCGCCAGGGCUAGGUAACCACGGCAACAACACUGCCCCCUGCACAGACACGGAUGAGUGUAAUGAGAUCGCUGGUGUCUGUGGAGUGGGCGGGGACUGUCAGAACCAGAAAGGAAGCUACAGUUGCCUCUGUCACCCUGGAUACAGUAACUACAACAACAAACAGGCUCAGUGCUCAGUACUGACCUGUGACCAGUUCAAAGCGAAUGAGACUCCUGGACAGACUGUCCCAGGUUUAGCUGGUCUCCUGUCUCUGAUGAGGAACAGCUGUCUGGCGUUGAGUAACUCUGGGGACGCAGCCGGAGGGAGACUGACUGGAGAGGUGUUACUGGAGAAUGUCUUCACGGAGAUGGACAGACUCUUGUCUCACGAUAUCCUAAGCAACAGCCAGGAGGUGAGUGGGUUGCUAGGCGCUGUGGAAGAUGCCAUGAGACUCAUCGGGCCGCAGCUCAGAGACAACCACACCACCAAUGAGACAGACCACGCAGCGACUGAGCUUGCAGUGAGGAGGGGACAGACUCCGCCCACUGGGCCAAUCAGCCUGGCCAAUGAAAACGCUCGACUGGACACCAGCUGGGAGACAGCCACCGGCAGCGGGACAUACCCAGGUUUCGCUCUGGUUGGGUUGGUGUGUUACAAGACAAUGGAGACAUCUGUCAACAACUCCUUCCAGUACCUCACUGACACAGACACAGACACAGACACAGACACAGACACAGACACAGACACAGACACAGACACAGACACAGACACAGACACAGACACAGCAACAGACACAGCGUUAAAGCCUAGCUACCAGAUCAGUUCCAAGGUGGUAACAGCUUUCGUCAGUAACCCAGCAACAGACCACCUCGCCCAGCCUGUCAUCCUCACCUUCAAACAUCUACAGGUGAGGGCGGAGUCAGCGGAGAUGAACUAUACCUGUGUGUUCUGGUCGGAGGGGCGUGUCCAUGAAGAGGGAGGGGCGUGGUCAAGGCGUGGCUGUAACAAAGUCGCGUCUAACGCUACACACACCGUGUGUUCCUGUUCCCACCUUAGCAGCUUUGCUGUUCUCAUGGCCCUCUACCCUGUACAGCACACCUUUGAGCUGCGUCUGUUGACGUGGCUGGGUCUGUCGGUGUCUGUGGUGUGUCUGUUGCUGUGCAUCCUGACUUUCUGGCUGUGUCGGUCCAUCCAGGGGACACGCACCACCAUCCACCUCCACCUCUGUGUCUGCCUCUUCAUCGCUAACCUCGUCUUCCUCAGCGGUAUCUCACACACACAGAGCAAGGGAGGAUGUAGGGUUGUAGCAGGUCUCCUCCACCUGUUCUUCCUAGGAUCCUUCAGUUGGAUGUUGUUAGAGGGGGUUCAGCUCUACCUCAUGGUGGUCCUGGUCUUCAACACUACCAUAAGACCUCUGUACCUGUAUGCUGUGGGAUAUGGACUGCCACUGGCUAUAGUCAUCAUCUCUGCUAUCACCUACCCAGAUGGAUAUGGUACCACACAACACUGUUGGUUGUCUCUGGAGAGAGGAUUCAUCUGGAGUUUCUUCGGCCCAGUGUGCACCAUCAUCAUUCUCAACGUUUUCUUCUUCAUCAUCACUGUCUGGAGGCUGGCCCAGAAGUUCUCUAGUGUCAACACUAACCUCUCCAACCUACGCAAGAUCAAGGUGUUCACAGUGACAGCAGUGGCCCAGCUGUGUGUGUUGGGUACUAUGUGGAUAUUUGGAGUGUUCCAGUUCCAAGAGGAGGGGACAGUGGUCAUGACAUAUCUCUUCACUAUCCUCAACUCUCUACAGGGAGCACUGCUGUUCAUCAUGCACUGCCUACUGAACAAAACGGUUAGAGAGGAGUAUUGCAAGCUGCUGUCCUGUAUCUGUACACCACAGAAGAAGAGAUACUCAGAGGUCAGCACGACCAACCGUUCCUCCAGCCAAUCCCAGGGGUCAAGGAGCGCAGAGAACACGGGGGAGUCGCAGAUAUGACGUCACCAAACCUCCAUAAUGCACCUCUUUACUCCCCCUCCCAUGACAAAUGUUCCCACUAGAUGGCCAAACUGUAAAGUCAAAGUGGUCGAUAUCCUAAACAUUUAUGAAAACAAAGCUUUGCGUUUAGUAGUGUGGUUAAGAUACAUUGUAGAAAUGGGCAGGGUUUCUGAUUUAGCGUCUUGGCCAGAUAGUGACACACCAGAAACACUCAGCCCGAGGAUAGUACUGUUCAGGCCAGGUUAGUAGAACAUGUGUCCAACUAGCCCGACGGAUAGUAAAAAUGUUAGUCCACUAGCCAGGUUGGCCAGUGCCCAAAAUCCUUCAGUUACAUCCCUGAUUAGACACUUCAUAUCAAACUUGAUGUUAACCACUGUCUUAUCAAGCAUUAGGUUAUCCAAUCAGAAGUUAUGUGAUCUUCAUGUCAUCGAAUAGGAAUCCAUAUGAUAUUUAUGUCAUCCAAUAGGAAUCUAUAUGAUAUUUAUGUCAUCCAAUCAGAAGUCAUGUGAUCUUUAUGUCAUCCAAUCAAAGUUAUAUGAUCUUUAUGUCAUCCAAUAGGAAUCUAUAUGAUAUUUAUGUCAACCAAUAGAAAAAGAAAAUCCUCUUUUUGAAAUUUUCACAACCACAAAAGAAAGGUACUAUUUUACACCACUUCGAUGAAACCAAAAACAUGAUAAACAGAAGCUGUCUUCCUUUACAUGAAUGUGAUAGAUGUAUAGUAAUAUUUAUUACCAAGAGUACAAGAUAGGGUGACUUUUCUACACAAAUAAAUCCAGAGGGAUUUAGAAAAA